Dovyalis caffra is the source of this 262-nucleotide messenger RNA. Lineage: Eukaryota; Viridiplantae; Streptophyta; Magnoliopsida; Malpighiales; Salicaceae. The record is from the annotation of a GenBank genome assembly.
AUGGGUCCGAGACCCGGUCCACGAACAGUUGAUCCGAUGAUUGAUGGGGGCAACAAAUAUGAAGAAGAAAAGGGAACGAAGGCUAGUAAAAGGAACAAAAAAUUUAGAACCGAAGAAGAAGAAGAUGAAGAAGUUGUUGAGGGUUUCAUGGUGAAAGAUUUUCGCCUAGACACCAUAGCUAGUCCUUUGCCGGAAAUAGAGCCCACAAGAAUGAGGUUGUCCAACCAGGCUAAGGCCCAUGAUCAUUUAGGAAAGCCCAUUA